This is a messenger RNA of Racocetra persica, 615 nucleotides long. The record is from the annotation of a GenBank genome assembly. NCBI's taxonomy places the organism in Eukaryota, Fungi, Glomeromycota, Glomeromycetes, Diversisporales, Gigasporaceae.
AAUAGAAACAAAAUCAUUCCACGAGAAAAAAAUAAUACCGAAGCCAUUAAAAAUCUUGAUAAUGCAGGACAUAAAUGUGAAAUUCCACCUGAUCAAGAUGGCAAAUUUACUCCUGUCGCAGAUAUUCUUUAUUAUAUUAAUAAACGUUCUUCUGGUUUUAUUACACAAGAAUUUUUUUUACAAAUAGCUUGCAAAAAAGGAAUAUCAAUGCACUUAAGGAAAAUCACAAACCAUUCAUUACGCCGUACUGCUAUUCAGAUCCUUACCGAAUUAAAUGUUGCUACCGAUCGUAUAAUGCCUUUUUCAGGACAUCAUACUCUUAAUGGUGUAAUGUCUUACCAAACUUUUAUACCACAAAUAAUGCAUAAUAUGGUGUCUUUAAUUAUUCCAGAUCGCAAUUCUUCUGAAUUCAACAAUAAUGAUAAGAAAGAAGAUCACAAUAAAGAAUAUUCUGGUAAUCAGAAAGAAAGCCACGAUAAAGAUUAUGGUAAUAAGAAAGAAAUUCACGAUGAUGGCAAUAAAAAUGAGGAUGCAAAUAAAAAAAAAAGAAUUCCCUUAGCUCCGUUACCAUCAAAUGUAGAAUCGAAUUCUCAUAAUUCUAGAAAAAAGCGCAAG